Messenger RNA from Phlebotomus papatasi, 922 nucleotides. Its product is annotated as protein crumbs-like. NCBI's taxonomy places the organism in Eukaryota, Metazoa, Arthropoda, Insecta, Diptera, Psychodidae. The record is from RefSeq and is a predicted model, not a curated record. Bases 353 to 733 code for a protein of 126 amino acids. The transcript has 3 exons.
GUCAAAGCAUCAAUCGUCUGACUGAAGUGUGACCGAAAUAUUUCCCGGGAUGUAUCUGUUUUUGGGGAGGAAAAGAGUCGAGAAAAUGAUUACUCUCUUCUUUCCCAUUCACUCUACCAUCUGAGAUUUGCUGUACUCUUCCCCAGUCUUCCAAGAUUCAGUCUCAGUCAGCAUCUUGGUCAAGAAUGAGCUAUUGCUAGACUCCCGCUCUCUUGCCCAGUACAAAAAAAAAUAAAUUAAAGUGAUCCCUCUUCCCAGUUGCCUCAUUUGAAGAAAAAAAAAAUAGUGCCUUGUGCUGAUUGAUACGGAAUAUCUUGGACGUGAUAUUUUUUUCCGGAGAGAGACAGAGAUUAUGUGGCGCCAAGUGAUCAUUUCAGUUAUCAUCUUCACAAUCUGUGUUCUGGCGUUCAGCGGCCUCGAGGCGUGUGAAUUGAAUCAGAAUCAGACGCAGUACGGAUGUCGAAUUGAUAAUCGUCAGUGCACUUGUGCCUACGGAUGCCGCUCAGAAUUCCGCUAUUUGACCCGGAAGGAAUGCCAGGAUGCUCUCAAGGGUCGUGCAGGUGAUAUUUGCAGUGGAAAUCCCUGCCUCAAUGGCGGAGCAUGUAUCCAAGUAUCAACAAUGCCAGGGUACAAGUGUCGCUGCGAAGGCACCGGAUUCUGGGGCAAUCGAUGUCAACUGCCCUGUCCCCUGACCCGAAACACCAAUUACCCCUACGAGUGUAUCGUGAUCUAAAACCAUCAGCUCGAGAAGUUCAGCGACAAUUUCUCUAAUCACUUCACUUCUGGGAGUCUCUGCCCUCUACUAAUUCCUCUCGAUAGCUCUGUCUCUGCCCCUCUUUUGUGUCUUCUUUUUUUUUACUUACCAUGUUCCCAUUUAUUUAUGAAAACAAAAAUAUUGAAGAAUAAAGUAAUUGAAACUGUA